Oryza brachyantha (malo sina) is the source of this 1845-nucleotide messenger RNA. RefSeq names its product geranylgeranyl diphosphate reductase, chloroplastic. Gene Ontology annotation, cellular component: chloroplast thylakoid membrane. Lineage: Eukaryota; Viridiplantae; Streptophyta; Magnoliopsida; Poales; Poaceae. Gene Ontology annotation, molecular function: FAD binding; oxidoreductase activity, acting on the CH-CH group of donors, NAD or NADP as acceptor. Gene Ontology annotation, biological process: photosynthesis; chlorophyll biosynthetic process. The transcript is spliced from 3 exons. The record is from RefSeq and is a predicted model, not a curated record. The coding region runs from base 76 to 1479 and encodes 467 amino acids.
UCGCGUCGCGUCUCACUCUCCACCGCCAGGUCGAGCUCGAAGGAAAGAUCUUUUUCGGAGACCCAAGCGGAAACAAUGACCUCGCUGUCCUCCUCCGCCGCGGCGGCGCGCGCCGCCUUCGUCAUGCCGUCGUCGUCGCGGGCGCGACCGGGGCGCGGCGGUGGUGGCAGCAGCAGGAUGGCGAGGCUGGUGACGCGCGCGGCGGCGUCGAGCCCGAAGCUGCCCAGCGGGCGGAGGCUGCGGGUGGCGGUGGUGGGGGGCGGCCCCGCGGGCGGCGCGGCGGCGGAGGCGCUGGCCAAGGGCGGCGUGGAGACGGUGCUCAUCGAGCGGAAGCUGGACAACUGCAAGCCCUGCGGCGGGGCCAUCCCGCUGUGCAUGGUGUCGGAGUUCGACCUGCCGCUGGACCUCGUCGACAGGAAGGUGAGGAAGAUGAAGAUGAUUUCGCCGUCCAACGUCGCCGUCGACAUCGGCGGCACGCUCGCGCCGCACGAGUACAUUGGGAUGGUCCGCCGCGAGGUGCUCGACGACUACCUCCGCACCCGCGCCGAGGGAGCAGGCGCGCAGGUCGUCAAUGGCCUCUUCCUAAGGUAUGAGGCGCCCAAGGAACUCAACGGCUCGUACGUGGUGCACUACAACCACUACGACAGCUCCAACGGCAAGGCCGGCGGCGAGAAGCGGACGUUCGAGGUGGACGCGAUCGUGGGCGCGGACGGCGCCAACUCCCGCGUCGCCAAGGACAUGGGCGCCGGCGACUACGAGUACGCCAUCGCGUUCCAGGAGCGCGUCAGGAUCCCCGACGACAAGAUGAAGUACUACGAGGAGCGCGCCGAGAUGUACGUCGGCGACGACGUCUCGCCGGACUUCUACGGGUGGGUGUUCCCCAAGUGCGACCACGUCGCCGUCGGCACCGGCACCGUCACCCACAAGCCCGACAUCAAGAAGUUCCAGGCUGCCACGCGCCUCCGCGCCAAGGACAGGAUCGAGGGCGGCAAGAUCAUCCGCGUCGAGGCGCACCCGAUCCCCGAGCACCCGAGGCCUAAGAGGGUGGCGGGGAGGGUGACGCUGGUGGGCGACGCGGCGGGGUACGUGACCAAGUGCUCCGGCGAGGGCAUCUACUUCGCGGCGAAGAGCGGGCGGAUGUGCGCGGAGGCGAUCGUGGCCGGGUCGGCGAACGGGACGCGGAUGGUGGAGGAGAGCGACCUGCGCAAGUACCUCGCCGAGUUCGACCGGCUGUACUGGCCGACCUACAAGGUGCUCGACGUGCUCCAGAAGGUGUUCUACCGCUCCAACGCCGCCCGCGAGGCGUUCGUCGAGAUGUGCGCCGACGACUACGUCCAGAGGAUGACCUUCGACAGCUACCUCUACAAGCGCGUCGUGCCGGGCAACCCGCUCGACGACAUCAAGCUCGCCGUCAACACCAUCGGCAGCCUCGUCCGCGCCACCGCUCUCCGCCGCGAGAUGGAGAAGGUCACGUUGUGAGUGAGCCUGAGCUUGCCUGACCGCGCGAUCAAACACUUUGCUGCGAUUUCUUGAGGCCUUGGAAACUACCGCAGCGUGUGGUGGAUUGGUACGAAUGUAUAGUACAGAUUCGCGGCUGAUCGAUCAAACAGACUUGAACCAGCGUAAGUACGUAGAGACGGAGGAGAUUGAGAGGCUGUGUACCGAUGGGUCCUGACCGAAUUUCAUGUAGAACGUACGGUGAAUUGGUGAUGUUCAGACUUGGGAGCAGUUCGGUUGGAUACUCAGAUUACUGAAGCACACACCAAACUUCGGUGUGGGUGAAUGAAUUAAUGUACUACUGCUACUAGUACUAUAUAAGCUCCAUGUUUCUGCAUGGUUCAUGUU